Messenger RNA from Candidula unifasciata, 1077 nucleotides. Lineage: Eukaryota; Metazoa; Mollusca; Gastropoda; Stylommatophora; Geomitridae. The record is from the annotation of a GenBank genome assembly.
AUGAUAGGAACGACGAACCAGCCGCAACAAGAUGAGGAUCAAGUUUACGAUGUUGUCAUUGUUGUGGAAAACACAGCAAAUUUGGUUCCUUAUUUGGAUGAAUUGAAGACCAGUUAUCUACUGCCGACACUAGAAUAUUUCAACGGUGGUCCACCUAGCCCUAUUGAUACUGGACAUGAUUACAACUGCACCUUGUACUGUCUAGUCACCUACACCGCCGGGGACUCAGCACCAGAACCAACAUCGGAUUGUAGCUAUCCAACAACCAGCAUUUAUGAGCUUAUCAAGGCUUUUGACAAUCUUGAGUUCAUCGGUGGAGCAGGGCAGAGCUGCAGCCAUCUCUCUGAAGGACUGAGUACAGCCUUGCAGUGUCUGGAUGAGAUCAAACAGCUGCGAUACUCUGGCAAACCUACGCAACGUCACUGCAUCCUGAUCUGUAACUCACCUCCAUACCACAUCACAGCCGAGGAGAGCCAGGAUUAUAGGGGCUACAACAGCGAGCAGCUGGCCAGCAUGAUGGGAAAGCGUGGGGUCAACCUGUCCAUCAUUUCUCCGCGGAAGAUUCCAGCAUUACAGAAGUUGUUUAAUGAAGCUUGUGCUGGGGACAGCUUCUAUAGCCAUCCACAAGCACACUACGCCGUCGACCCACGGCAUAUGGUGCUGCUGAAGGGCUACCAGCUGCCAGAACGUUCCAUCAGUCCUAAAGGAGAGAAGGAGAAAGAACAAAUCAAUGUGCCCAGUCCGUCCUUGGUCACAGAUGCAGGAAUGGGAAAGACAGACACAUUUAAGAAGCCACUGAAUCAGACAGGAAUGCAGCAGUCUCCAAACCCAGUCCAGCCCUCUAUGAAUAUCUCACAGAACAACAACACCCCAUCAUCUGGGGCUGCCUCAGGAAUCAUGCCCCAGAUGGACUCCAUGGUGGGGGCUUCCGGGGUGCAGGGUGCCCCCGGCUUACCUGGUAGUGUUGGCAAGCCAGGCAUGAUGGUCCAUACAAGACCUCAGGUCAGUGAUCUGCAAAUUACUAUUUCAGUAUUAGUAUGGGAACUAUGCACUAACCUCUCAGCCCUGGGAUCAUUG